CUAACCCUAACCCUAAAAUGGAGCUAUAAGAACAAAGGGAUCGAGCAAGAGCAAGCACUUAUUUUGACAGUUACAAAUAACUUUCACGGACGGACAUUCGCUGCAAUUUCGCUGUCUUCAGAUCCAGAGUCGCGAGCCAACUAUGGUCCGUAUCUGCCCAACAUCGACCAUUGCAUACCAGGGACAAACACUCCGAUUACCUACAAUGAUAAGGAUGCCCUCCGUAAAGCGUUUAAGCAUGCUGGUCCAAAUCUUGCAGCAUUCCUCAUCGAGCCAAUUCAAGGCGAAGCCGGCAUCAUCGUUCCUGACGACAGUUACCUUCAGGAACUACGCUUUCUAUGUGACGAGCACAAUGUGCUCCUUAUCGGUGAUGAAAUCCAAACUGGGAUUGGCAGAACAGGCAAGAAUCUCUGCUUUGAGUGGAGCGGUAUCAAGCCAGACCUAGUCCUUCUUGGAAAGGCAAUUUCAGGGGGCAUGUAUCCGGUUUCAUGCGUGUUGGGCCGUCGCGAUGUGAUGUUAAGUAUUGAACCUGGCACACACGGCUCCACGUACGGUGGCAACCCCCUGGGCUGCGCCGUGGCCAUGCGAGCCUUGGAGAUUAUACGUGACGAGGGGCUGGUUGAAAAUGCCCGCCGCUUAGGUGAUAUCUUUCGCGACGGCUUGCAGCAAAUACGGAGUCCCCUCAUCCAGGAGGUUCGCGGAAGAGGUCUGCUGAAUGCCAUCGUGAUUAAUGAAGAAGCUGCCAACGGGCGUACUGCCUGGGACGUAUGCAUGCUCAUGAAGGAUAAGGGCUUGCUGGCUAAACCAACACAUCAAAACAUCAUUAGACUUGCUCCCCCGCUCAUCGUGACAAAAGACGAGAUUCAGAGGGCUUUGGUUAUCAUCGAAGAAGCAGUCUCAGAGCUUGUGGUGUAG
Aspergillus versicolor CBS 583.65 is the source of this 915-nucleotide messenger RNA. RefSeq lists its product as uncharacterized. The annotation marks the transcript as partial. Gene Ontology annotation, molecular function: identical protein binding; pyridoxal phosphate binding; L-ornithine transaminase activity. Gene Ontology annotation, cellular component: cytoplasm. The record is from RefSeq and is a predicted model, not a curated record. The transcript is spliced from 3 exons. Lineage: Eukaryota; Fungi; Ascomycota; Eurotiomycetes; Eurotiales; Aspergillaceae.